AUGGUGUGGGUUUUUAUCAUGAAUCGAAUGAGCUCCCAGAGCAGUUCAUCCACUCAACGUAGGCGAAUGGCUCUAGGAAUUGUCAUUCUUCUUCUUGUUGACGUGAUAUGGGUUGCCUCUUCAGAACUCACUUCUUAUGUUUUUACAAAGUACAACAAGCCUUUUUUCAGUACAUUUGCAAAAACAUCCAUGUUUGUUCUAUACCUCUUGGGAUUUAUUGUUUGGAAACCAUGGAGGCAACAGUGUACUCGUGGAUUUCGUGGAAGGCAUGCAGCUUUUUUUGCAGAUGCUGAAGGUUAUUUUGCUGCUUGUACAACAGAUAACACUGUAAACAGUUCUCUGAGUGAACCUUUAUAUGUUCCUGUAAAGUUUCAUGAUUUGCCAACUGAAAAAAAUGGCAGUAAUAAUAGUGAUGCAGAGAAAACUCCCAAAAAGCCUCGUGUACGAUUCAGUAAUAUUAUGGAGAUUCGACAACUCCCAUCAAGCCAUGCAUUGGAAGCAAAGUUGUCUCGCAUGUCAUAUCCAACGGUUAAGGACCAGGAAUCAAUAUUAAAAACUGUAGGAAAACUCACUGCAACUCAAGUAGCAAAAAUCAGCUUUUUCUUUUGUUUUGUGUGGUUCUUGGCAAAUUUCUCUUACCAAGAAGCUCUGUCAGAUACCCAGGUUGCUAUAGUUAAUAUACUGUCGUCAACCUCUGGGCUUUUCACUUUAAUCUUAGCUGCAGUCUUUCCCAGUAACAGUGGAGAUAGGUUUACCCUGUCCAAAUUAUUAGCUGUCAUUUUAAGCAUUGGUGGUGUGGUACUUGUUAACCUUUCUGGAUCUGAGAAAUCUGCUGGAAAAGAUACGAUAGGUUCCCUUUGGUCUCUUGUAGGAGCAAUGCUGUAUGCUGUGUACAUAGUAAUGAUCAAAAGGAAAGUAGAUAGAGAAGAUAAACUUGACAUACCAAUGUUCUUUGGUUUUGUAGGGCUGUUCAAUCUGUUGCUGCUGUGGCCAGGGUUUUUCCUGCUUCACUAUACCGGGUUUGAAGCGUUUGAGUUUCCCAAUAAGCUGAUAUGGAUGUGCAUUGUUAUUAAUGGCCUUAUCGGAACAGUUCUGUCAGAAUUUCUCUGGCUGUGGGGCUGCUUUCUUACCUCAUCAUUGAUAGGCACACUUGCGCUAAGCCUUACCAUACCUCUGUCCAUAAUAGCUGACAUGUGCAUGCAAAAGGUGCAGUUUUCCUGGUUAUUUUUUGCAGGGGCAGUACCUGUAUUUUUUUCCUUUUUCAUUGCAACUCUCUUAUGUCACUACAACAACUGGGAUCCAGUGAUGGUGGGAAUCAGAAGAAUUUUUGCCUUUAUUUGUAGAAAACAUCGAAUUCAGAGAGUGCCAGAAGAAAACGAGCAGUGUGAAAGUCUCAUUCCUAUGCAUAGUGUUUCACAAGAUGGAGAUAGUUGCUGUUCAUAGGUGAAAGUUUAAAAAUAGAAUGAUGAUGCCCAGCGAAAAGACAAUCUCCUGGAAAAGUCCCUAAGGAAUCGUGUUCCAGUGCCUAUUCUGAAUUUGUAGUAAAAAUAAGAAGUUUCAGUUCUUUUGAAACUCUAAACUUUUCCUCUUUCUUGCUUUCAUCUAGUUUUAUAAAUGAACAAAUUUACUACAUGUCUAUCACCAUAGGGAAUCAGUCUAUCAGAGCAACCAACCUGCCUUAUAACAGAGCUCAUGAAGUUACUUGACAAAAUCAAGAAUCAAGAAAACAAAUGCUGUUAAAGUGAUUUCCUUCUUUCUUUAACUCACAAUUUUGUUAAAUGCUGGACAAUAUUAUUUUUAAAAAAUACUUUCAAAUGAGUUAUGUAAAUGAGUUUGCAGGUCAUCAAGUGUUACAGGCUUUCAAAUGAAAAGCUGAAUAGAUGUUACCUGUAGUAGGUACAAAUUAACUUUCUAUGUUGUAUAAACUGUUUGCAUAUUAAUAGAAGA
Nestor notabilis (Kea) is the source of this 1947-nucleotide messenger RNA. RefSeq names its product solute carrier family 35, member F5 (gene SLC35F5). Lineage: Eukaryota; Metazoa; Chordata; Aves; Psittaciformes; Psittacidae. Bases 1 to 1443 code for a protein of 480 amino acids. The record is from RefSeq and is a predicted model, not a curated record. Gene Ontology annotation, cellular component: membrane. The transcript has 14 exons. Gene Ontology annotation, biological process: regulation of peptide transport.